AUGAGAAAGCGGGAUCGUCUCAAAUACGGUCUGAUUCUAGGAAUCAUUGUCUGCUGCUCGACAGCAUUGAGCGCACUUGACAAUGUGGCGAGCGCAGAGUCUGCCGAGACCGACAAUCUGGUAAAGCCAUGGCCACACUAUCAUCCACCCGUCGGUGCAAGGAGUCCGGUCAACAGUCAACAAGAUCAUCGCUCUCAGCCCGUGUUAACGACCGUGACCUCGACGAUCAGUGCCGCAGUGGCAGCAAAGGCAACCCCUUCACCUUUCCCAACCACGGCACCCACGGCUAUGGGAUCCCCUCAGCUCAACAACCCCAUUUUCGCAACAAUAAGUUCCCUCAGCAGCGCCCUCGAAGAAGCCGAGUCAAAUGCCAUCUACAUCUCAAGCCUCCUGGCGAUAUCCAUCAUAGGGCUUCAGGAGUCGAUCGAUCAGCUUACCUCGUCAGCUUUCAGCGCUUUGGCAUCAGUCCAAGCCUCGGCCUCAAGCGCAGUAGCGUCGGCUGAGGCAUCUGCUUCCAAUGCCGUGAUAUCUGCAGAACGUUCGGCCUCGAGUAGGGUCAGCAGUAUGAGCAGCAGUAUGAGCGAAAUGUUGGACCAAGGGGAUGUGGUCACGGUCACGGUCACAGCAACCGUGGUGUCAGUUACAACGGACCUUGUAGGGUCGACCGUCACAGUCACGGCAGACCCAAGCUCGACAGACUCAAGCUCAACAAUGGUCGGUGCUUCCCCCAUAUGGCAAACUGCUGACCGACCUGUUAACAUUUACCAGGCUCCAAACGACUCCCAGGCUCAAAAUGAAAACGACAUCAAAGCUGUACAAGGAGCUGCGUUAUCGGUCAACCGUGCUGCUAUAGCAGUUGUCGUUGCCAUCAUUGGUUCCUCUCUGCUUUCUCUUGCGGGCUUUUACCUCUUCGUGAGAUACCGAAAGAGGAAACAAAAGAAGAAAGAAGAAGAGCAGAACGUAAGCGACGCACUCGACCGCGCCAUCGUUAGCUAUAUCGUUAAAGAUCAGACUAGUCCAACGUCAAACGAUGGCGACCCUUCUAGUCCGACAGGGCCACCAGAAACCAUCCACUUGGAGACCAUCGAAGAGGUAAACACACCCCCUCCAGACAUGGGACCAUUACCACCACCCGUUCGUCGACCCUCACAAGCCUAUCGCCCCUCACAAACACCCCAGACGCCCCAGUUCGAGCCACCAGCAGGCAUCUCCCCACGACAAAUUGGACAAGCCGUCAGCAAAGACUAUAGCAUCGACACCCUCCCAUCACCCGGUCCACCACCAACUAUCCCCCUACCAACUCCACCAGCAACAAAAGACAUCAGGCGAAACAUCUCAAUACGACACGCUCCCGAGAGCAGAGACAGCGUCUACGGAGACAUACUAGCCAGGCCGCUAACAACCGUAACUACCAACAGUUCGGUGAUGAGCGGCGUGAACGCUGGUGGAUACCCGCUCGGACACGCGAGGACUGUAUCUUCAACCGUUGCGGGAAGUGUUGGUGUCGUUGGGAGAAUGGCCAGUAACGCAUCUGCUUCCACUCGAGGCAGGCACACAAGGGGGCCGUCGACUUCGAGGCGAAGAGCGGCGAGUGCGGGGAGUGUGAGAUUGCAGGGUCAAAGCAUGGGGGAUCAACAGCAACAACGACAACAACAACAACAACAACAACAAAAACAACAACAGCAGCAGCAACCGGAGAGAAGAGAUGACAGAAGGGAUUUGAAUUGGCCGUUGCCGAAGAACGGGUUCGUUUGA
Molecule: messenger RNA, 1755 nt
Organism: Sordaria macrospora k-hell
Lineage: Eukaryota; Fungi; Ascomycota; Sordariomycetes; Sordariales; Sordariaceae
Source: RefSeq, a predicted model, not a curated record